Messenger RNA from Miscanthus lutarioriparius, 591 nucleotides. Lineage: Eukaryota; Viridiplantae; Streptophyta; Magnoliopsida; Poales; Poaceae. The record is from the annotation of a GenBank genome assembly.
AUGAAGCUGUCCAUCCAGUCGCUCGCCAGGAAGCUGUCCCUGCCGUCCCCGAAGCGGGGCGGCGGCGAGGACGGGAAGAACAAGAAGAAGCGGUCGCUGUCGCGCGGCGAGACGCCGUCGUUCGCGUCCUCGACAUCCUCGUCCUCAUCUGACGACGCGCUGGCACGGUCCUCCACGCCGCGGUCCGUGCUGCUGACGCCGGCGCCGGCAGCACCGCUGGAGAUCCCGCGGCGGGAGCUGGAGGCCGUGCUGCGGCGCCUGGGCCACGCCGAGCCGUCCGACGCCGAGCUCGACGCCGUGGCCGCCCUCGCCGCGCAGCCUCCGCCUGCAGACGCCGACGGCGACCUCAUGGAGGCGUUCCGCGUGUUCGACGCCGACGGCGACGGCCGCAUCACCGCCGAGGAGCUCCGCGCCGUCCUGGAUGGCAUCCUCGGCGGCGGGCCCGACGGUGGGUGCAGCCUCGACGACUGCCGCCGCAUGAUCGGCGGCGUCGACGCCGACGGCGACGGCUUCGUCGGGUUCCAGGACUUCGCGCGCAUGAUGAUGACCGCCACCGCCGCCACGUCCGCCGACGCCCGGACCUUCCUGUGA